UGUCUUCUAUAUCGAGUCUCACACCACAUUGAACGCUAACAAAAAAAAAAGUUGAAAUGAACAUUAAUUUCAAUUCCGCUAUUCAACUCCGAAACUGAAACCCAAACAACGAUAGAAAAUGUUACUGAACUGGGACUAGUUUUAGUUUCCGUUGCGAAUCGUGCAUCUUUCAAUCUCAACCGUUUGUUUCAUCUUUCGUUAAUUCAACAACAGCCGUGGAUGGGACAAGCAGCUUCCACUGCCGCCGUCGCCAACCGCCGGGAAAGAACCACCGCGAAAACCACCAGAUCUACCUCUUUGGUUUCUCCGAUGAACGCUACCGAAGAAGAUGAUGAUGAUAUUAGACAUCCGGUUGACCGUGGAAUUUCUGAUUAUAUAUCAGAUCUACCUGACGAGUGUUUAGCGAUUGUGUUUCAGUCGUUGAGCCCAGCCGAUCGGAAUCAGUGUUCACUCGUUUGCCGGCGGUGGUUGAUUGUUGAAGGACAGAGUCGGCAGCGUCUUUCGUUAAACGCGAAACUGGAUCUGCUUCCGGUGAUUUCGUCUCUCUUCAAUCGAUUUGAUUCGGUGACGAAACUUGCUUUGAAAUGCGAUCGUAGAUCCGUGAGUAUAAGAGAUGAAGCUCUCGUUAUAAUCUCCGAGCGUUGCCCUAAUCUCACGCGCCUUAAGCUCCGCGCGUGUCGUGAGCUUACGGAUGCUGGAAUGGAAACUUUCGCGAGGAAUUGUAAAGGAUUGAAGAAAUUAUCGUGUGGAUCUUGUACUUUUGGAUCUAAAGGUAUGAACGCGGUGCUGGAUAAUUGUGCUGCUCUUGAGGAAUUGUCGGUGAAGCGGCUCCGGGGGAUUGCGGAGACUGCGGUGGCGGAGCCGAUUGGGCCGGGUGUAGCGGCGGCGUCGCUCAAGACGAUUUGUUUGAAGGAGCUUUAUAAUGGACAGUGUUUUGGUUCGUUGAUUCUUGGUGCGAAGAAUCUGAAAACCUUGAAGCUUUUUCGAUGCUCGGGUGAUUGGGACACGCUUUUUACGCUUAUGGCGGAGCGUGUCACGAGCAUGAUUGCUGAUGUUCACUUUGAGAGGCUUCAGAUUAGUGAUAUUGGAUUACAAGCUAUUUCACAUUGUUCGAAUUUGGAGAUUUUGCAUCUUGUUAAGACACCUGAGUGCACUGAUUUGGGACUUGUUGCGAUUGCGGAGCGGUGUAAGUUGUUAAGGAAGCUUCACAUUGAUGGAUGGAAAGCGAAUCGGAUCGGUGACGAAGGGUUAAUAGCGGUUGCUAAGUUUUGCCCUAAUCUACAAGAGUUGGUGCUUAUUGGUGUUAACCCUACAAAAGCAAGUUUGGAAAUGUUGGCAUCUAAUUGCCCUAAUCUAGAGAGGUUGGCUUUGUGUGCAAGUGAUACUGUUGGUGAUCCGGAGAUAUCAUGCAUUGCUGCAAAGUGUUUAGCUUUAAAGAAACUCUGCAUUAAGAGCUGUCCUGUUUCUGAUCAUGGAAUGGAAGCUUUGGCGAAUGGGUGUCCCAAUUUGGUGAAAGUGAAGGUUAAGAAAUGUAAAGGCGUUACCCCUGAGGGUGGAGAUUGGUUGAGGCUCACUCGGGGAUCAGUUGCUGUUAAUUUGGAUACUGUCGAAGCGGAACUUCAAGAUGCUAGUGCUAGUGAUGGUGGAGCACAAGACAAUGCUAUAGAGUUUCCUCCAAUGCCUGUCUGCGCAGCAGCAUCUACAUCGGGAAAUAUUGCAUCAAGAAGUACUGUUCGAUCGGCUUCGUUCAAGCAAAGGUUAGGACUUUUAUCUGGGAGGAAAAUAGUGGCUAGUACUUUGAGAAGAUGGUCAGGUGGUAGCACUAGUGCCCGCCAUGGUUAGAGCCAGAGAGCAUAAGGAAGCUGUCUGUCUUCGACCAUUAUAUUAUUAUUUGUUUUGUAUCAUUUGAUUUUCUAUAUGUUGUACUCUUACAUUUGAAAUUUAUGCCGUGUGAUGUUAAUUUGCUUUUGAAUUGAAUCUUCACGGUUGAAGUUUCAAUGACAUUUUUCUCUUUA
Lathyrus oleraceus (garden pea) is the source of this 2015-nucleotide messenger RNA. RefSeq names its product F-box protein At1g47056. Lineage: Eukaryota; Viridiplantae; Streptophyta; Magnoliopsida; Fabales; Fabaceae. The transcript has a single exon. Gene Ontology annotation, cellular component: SCF ubiquitin ligase complex. Gene Ontology annotation, biological process: SCF-dependent proteasomal ubiquitin-dependent protein catabolic process. The record is from RefSeq and is a predicted model, not a curated record. Bases 220 to 1842 code for a protein of 540 amino acids. Gene Ontology annotation, molecular function: protein binding.